Molecule: messenger RNA, 3633 nt
Organism: Parnassius mnemosyne (clouded apollo)
Lineage: Eukaryota; Metazoa; Arthropoda; Insecta; Lepidoptera; Papilionidae
Source: the annotation of a GenBank genome assembly
AUGUCGCGAUUUCUUCGACCAGACCGGUUUGAUGUCGAACCUGAAACACCGGCAGCAGACCUAAAAUGGAGCCACUGGCGGUAUACAUUUUCAAAUUUUUUAGGCCACGAACAAUCAAAUCAGAUUUCUGAUUCAACUAAGUUAAAAUUGCUCAUCAACCAUUUGUCGCCGACAGUCUAUUCACUAAUACGUGACUGUUCUUCUUAUGUGACUACCAUUCAAUUGCUUGAUAGCAUUUAUAUAAAGGCUAAAAAUGAAAUCCAUGCACGAUAUACUCUAGCAACCAGAAAACAAAAGCCCGAGGAGUCUAUUACUGAAUAUAUUCGAGCUCUCAGGCAAUUAGCAUACGACUGUAAUUUCAAAAACGUAACGGCGGAGCAAAAUAAGAAUGACUAUAUUCGUGAUGCCUUCAUAUCGGGUAUCACAAGUCAAAAGAUACGACAAAGGCUUUUAGAAAACAUAACUUUGACAUUGGAGGAAGCCCAAAAUCAAGCUACAUCUUUAGAAACUGCUGAAAAAAAUUCUUUAACUUAUACAAACUGCAAUAAUCAUCAAAUGCAAUUACAUGCUGUAACUGAUACUUACAAUGAAAAACCAGAAAGUAGCACGCAGAAUUACAGCAUAGCCAUUGCAGCAAGUCAACGUAAGCGAUGUUUUUUUUGUGGUAAUAAAAGUCUACAUCAACGCAUAAAAUGCCCUGCUUUUAACGCAAUAUGUCAAUUAUGUUUAAAGAAAGGACACUUCGCUACUGUUUGCAAAAGUGGUAGACCAACUGUAAAUGCUGUAGACAGUGAAGUUGCGGAUGAUAUUAAAACCAAAUAUAUAUCUGCUGCAUCUCCAUCUAGCUUAAGCAAAGCGACAGUGCCUAUUAUGAUUAAUGAAUUCCACGCUGAAGCUCUGAUUGACACAGGAAGUUCUGUCAGUUUUAUAAAUAAGACAUUAGCCCAAAAUAUGAACUUAAAGAUGAGACCUCAUAAGCAGGCUAUAUCUUUGGCUUCCCUUAGUCAUAUUUCUUUUGUAGAAGGCAUUACAUAUGCAACGAUAAAUUUAGACAAGCAUACAUAUUCAAAUCAACCUUUACUGAUUGUCAAUAACCUAUGUGCAGAUGUUAUCCUAGGACAUGAUUUAUUGAAAAGCCACAAGACAUUAGAAUUCAACUUUGGGGGUUCAAGGGAUUCCUUAAAAAUAUGUGUUAUGGAAGCGUCAGUACCUCCUGUAUCGUUGUUUACGAACCUUUCUUCAAACAUAAAGCCAAUUGCAAUAAAGUCAAGGCGUUAUACAAAAAUUGAUGAAGAAUUUAUUAGAGGAGAAGUUUCUAAAUUGUUGAAAGAUGGAGUGAUUGAACCAAGUAACUCUCCUUGGCGAGCGCAAGUACUAGUAACAGGAGGCACUACACAUCGAAAACGUCUUGUCAUUGAUUAUUCCUUAACAAUUAAUAGAUUCACUGAACUCGAUGCGUAUCCACUACCUAACAUUGAAUCUAUGGUUUCCAACGUUGCAAAAUACAACUAUUUCAGCCAAAUUGAUUUAAAAAGCGCUUAUCACCAAGUGCCGAUUUUAGAGACUGAACGAAAAUAUACAGCAUUUGAAGCAUGUGGGGCCCUAUAUCAAUUUACUCGUAUACCAUUUGGAGUCACUAACGGCGUGGCUGCGUUUCAGAGAACGCUACAGUUCAUAAUUGAGGCUGAAAAUCUUAGAGGCACCUUCUGUUAUUUAGAUGACGUGACUGUAUGUGGCAAAAAUAGAGACGAACACGAUAAAAACUUGCAGCAAUUUAUGAAUGCUGUGAAGAAAUACAAACUUACGUUAAAUGAGAAGAAAUGCACUUUUGGAUCAAAAAGUAUAAGUCUAUUAGGAUAUUACAUUGAGAAUAACGUUAUCAAGCCAGACAAAGAACGAUUAAAACCACUAUUGGAUCUCCUUACUCCAACAGAUGCAGCCUCAUUAAAACGUACUUUGGGUAUGUUAGCUCACUAUUCGAAGUGGAUUUACAACUUUUCAUACCUUAUUAAGCCUUUGAUUGAUAACACACGAUUCCCACUUAGUCAAGAAGCCAUAAAAUGUUUUAAUAUUUUAAAAUUGGAAAUAGCCAAAGCGUCUCUGACAGCUAUUGACAAUGAUGAAACUUUUACAGUAGAAACCGAUGCAUCCGAGCACUCAAUAGCUGCUACCCUUUCUCAAAAUGGUCGCCCUGUAGCUUUCCUUUCAAGAACUUUGUCCAACACUGAACGCGGCCAUUCAUCUAUAGAAAAAGAAGCAAGCGCAAUUGUGGAAGCACUUCGUAAAUGGCGCCACUAUCUUAUUGGAAGAAAUUUUAUUUUGAUAACCGAUCAGCAGUCUGUUGCUUUUAUGUUCAAUCAAAAACAUUUAAGCAAAAUAAAAAAUGAAAAAAUUGAACGGUGGCGCUUAGAACUGUCUUGCUAUAAAUACUACAUAAUUUAUCGUCCAGGUCGACAAAAUACUGUAGCUGAUGCAUUAUCAAGAGUAUGCGCUCUCAUUAAUCCGAAUAAGCUGUAUGAACUACAUGACCAGCUGUGUCAUCCCGGUGUUACCAGAAUGGUACACUGGAUAAGAUCAAAGAAUCUUCCAUAUUCUGUUGAAGAAAUAAGAUUAAUGACAGCAUCUUGUAAAGUAUGUGCUGAGAUAAAACCACGGUUCUGUCAAUCAAAAGGCCAGUUGAUAAAAGCUAUUGCUCCAUUCGAGAGAAUAAAUAUCGAUUUUAAAGGCCCACUCCCAUCGAAUACUCAAAACCGAUACCUACUGACAAUUAUAGACGAGUACUCGAGGUUUCCGUUUGCGUAUCCCUGCAGUGAUUUAUCGGCUGCUACAGUGAUACGAUGUUUGAAAGAUCUUUUUCACACUUUCGGAUUUCCAUUAUACGUACAUUCCGAUCGAGGUACGACUUUUUUAUCAGAAGAGCUCAAAAAUUUUCUAACGCCACUUGGAAUAGCUACAAGCAGAACCACACCUUACAAUCCUCAAGGAAAUGGCCAAGUUGAACGACUAAAUGGCACAUUAUGGAGAGCAAUACAACUCAGUCUUCGUUCCAAGAAUAUGGACAUUUCAAACUGGGAAAGCGUAUUAUCCAAUGCGUUACACUCACUUCGGUCGCUUUUAUGUACGACUACAAACGUCACUCCCCAUGAAAGAAUGUUCAAUCAUCCACGUCGUUCGCCUAAUGGAAAAUCUUUACCUACGUGGCUUAUAAACUCUGGACCUGUACUUAUAAAGAAAAAUAUAAGAACAUCCAAAUAUGAUCCACUUGUUGAAGAAGCAGAAGUUUUUCACGCAAAUCCAACUUACUCGCAUGUUCGUCUCUCUGAUGGCCGAGAAUGCACUGUAUCCAAUAGACAAUUGGCGCCUCUUCCUAUGAUUCGGAUUAGUGAAGAGGAAAAUGAAAAUGGCCAAGAUAAUGGAAAUAAUAUUCGCCCUGAUAUGAAUACAAACAAUGAGCCAGUAGAACCUGUACAAUCUAAACAAACCGAAAAUGUUCAAAAUAACAGUACAGAGCACGAUACAGAAAAUAGCGGACUGCGCCGUUCCACUCGUGACAGACGGCCUCCCUCAUAUCUGCGCGAUUAUGUUGGAACUUCAAGGGCGGGUGAUUGUAGUAUACUUACCUCUUUGUUAUAA